CGUCGGGCGCGUCCAACGCUCUGCUUAGCGUCGAUAUGGAUCCGCCAGUUGCGACAGCACUGACAAGAUGGUGGAUAGGACAGGAGGAAAAUUAGGAACAAAACACAGCUAAUAUGUAUAGUUGACAGCGUGUAAAUGGCCUUUUUUGGAUUUUAAGUUAGCCAAAACGAUUACAAGAUCGGAGCGUUUCAUAUCUAUUGAAUUUGGGUUUAUGUUUGCGAGACGCAGGACCAAAAAUGUUGUUUUCUGGCUGCUGGAUGAAGGACCCGUCGGAUAACGACGUGACAGCCAGUAGUCCGAUAGAUAAUCAGUGAUAUUAGAUCGUGAAUGAACUUUACGGUAAAAAAAAAAUACAUUGAAACCGUUCACUAGUUCGGUCCAGCUAACGUUGUCAGCUAGUUAUUUGUUUUCCUGGUUGAUUUGUUGUCACUGUGCAGCUAUUUGUUUUCCUGGUUGAUUUGUUGUCAUUGUGCAGCUAUUUGUUUUCCUGGUUGAUUUGUUGUCAUUGUGCAGCUAUUUGUUUUCCUGGUUGAUUUGUUGUCAUUGUGCAGCUAGUCAGGGGUAGACACUAACUAGCUUGCUAAUACCACAAGGUUUUCGUGGCCGAGUCGACAUGUUUUAACUUUGUACGGCGCUUGUUGGGGAAGGAUUCACAGGACGCAUCAAUAAGGACGCCGGACGCAUCGAUAAGGACGCAAGACGCAUUGAUAAGGACGCAUCGAUAAGGAAGCAAGAUGCAUCGAUAAGGACGCAUCGACAAGGAAGCAAGAUGCAUCGAUAAGGACGCUCGACGCCAUCCCCCGUCGGACCGACCUGCUGCGUUGUGUAUUCUGGGGUUGUAACUAGUGACCAGCUAGUUAGCUGUUAUAGCUGGUCAGACUGUCGACAGGUGACAUGGCUCACUCUCCGGUUCAGAGUAGCCUGCCAGGGAUGCAGAACCUGAAGGCAGACCCAGAGGAGCUGUUCACUAAGUUGGAGAGGAUCGGUAAAGGCUCGUUUGGUGAGGUGUUUAAAGGAAUAGACAACAGGACUCAGAAGGUGGUGGCCAUUAAGAUCAUUGACCUGGAGGAGGCUGAGGAUGAGAUGGAGGAUAUUCAGCAGGAGAUCACUGUGUUGAGUCAGUGUGACAGCCCCUUCAUCACCAAGUACUAUGGAUCAUACCUGAAGGAGGCCAAGCUGUGGAUCAUUAUGGAGUAUCUAGGGGGAGGCUCGGCAUUAGAUCUGUUGGAGCCGGGGUUGCUGGAUGAGACUCAGAUCGCCACCAUCCUCAGAGAGAUUCUGAAGGGUCUGGAAUACCUCCACUCAGAGAAGAAGAUACACAGAGAUAUCAAAGGUACUAGCUAGCAUGGAUACCAGUAGGGGCUAACCUAGCUAGCAUGGGUACCAGUAGGGGCUAACCUAGCUAGCAUGGGUACCAGUAGGGGCUAACCUAGCUAGCAUGGGUACCAGUAGGGGCUAACCUAGCUAGCAUGGAUACCAGUAGAGGCUAACCUAGCAUGGAUACCAGUAGAGGCUAACCUAGCUAGCAUGGAUACCAGUAGGGGCUAACCUAGCUAGCAUGGAUACUAGUAGGGGCUAACCUAGCUAGCAUGGAUACCAGUAGGGGCUAACCUAGCUAGCAUGGAUACUAGUAGGGGCUAACCUAUGUCACAGGCCGGCUCAUAACCUGUGGCAAUGAGGGGACACGAACAGCAGGUAUAGGCCAAAAAAGGUUAUUUAUUAUAAUACCGGUAGGGGCUAACCUAACUAACAGUGAUACUAGUAGGGACUAACCUAACUAACAGGGAUACUAGUAGGGGCUAGCAGGGAUACUAGUAGGGACUAACCUAACUAACAGGGAUACUAGUAGGGGCUACUAGUAGGGGCUAACCUAGCUAGCAUGGAUACUAGUAGGGGCUAACCUAGCUAGCAUGGAUACCAGUAGGGGCUAACCUAGCUAGCAUGGAUACCAGUAGGGGCUAACCUAGCUAGCAUGGAUACCAGUAGGGGCUAACCUAGCCAGCAUGGAUACCAGUAGGGGCUAACCUAGCUAGCAUGGAUACUAGUAGGGGCUAACCUAGCCAGCAUGGAUACCAGUAGGGGCUAACCUAGCUAGCAUGGAUACCAGUAGGGGCUAACCUAGCUAGCAUGGAUACUAGUAGGGACUAACCUAACUAACAGGGAUACUAGUAGGUACAUAGAUAUCAACAGUACUGACCGGGUUAAUGUAGAAGGUACAUAGACAUCAACAGUACUGACCGGGUUAAUGUAGAAGGUACAUAGAUAUCAACAGUACUGACAGGGUUAAUGUAGAAGGUACAGGGACAUCAACAGUACUGACAGGGUUAAUGUAGAAGGUACAGGGACAUCAACAGUACUGACAGGGUUAAUGUAGAAGGUACAUAGACAUCAACAGUACUGACAGGGUUAAUGUAGAAGGUACAUAGACAUCAACAGUACUGACAGGGUUAAUGUAGAAGGUACAGGGACAUCAACAGUACUGACAUGGUUAAUGUAGAAGGUACAGGGACAUCAACAGUACUGACCGGGUUAAUGUAGAAGGUACAUAGACAUCAACAGUACUGACAGGGUUAAUGUAGAAGGUACAUAGACAUCAACAGUACUGACAGGGUUAAUGUAGAAGGUACAGGGACAUCAACAGUACUGACAGGGUUAAUGUAGAAGGUACGGGGACAUCAACAGUACUGACAGUGUUAAUGUAGGGGGCAUUUUCUAUGACGUGAACAGUGAGUUGUCCAGAUUAGAAUGAGUGACAUUAACCCACAACUAGUGACCUCCUCCUCAAGGGGUUUGUCUCUCUUGGUGUAACGUUUAAGGUGUUGGGUUGACAGUCUCUGGAC
Oncorhynchus mykiss (rainbow trout) is the source of this 2840-nucleotide messenger RNA. Lineage: Eukaryota; Metazoa; Chordata; Actinopteri; Salmoniformes; Salmonidae. The record is from RefSeq and is a predicted model, not a curated record.